Ostrinia furnacalis (Asian corn borer) is the source of this 1523-nucleotide messenger RNA. It is a transcript of the gene Fdx1, whose product is annotated as Adrenodoxin-like protein 1, mitochondrial Ferredoxin 1. The transcript has 6 exons. The coding region runs from base 99 to 602 and encodes 167 amino acids. Gene Ontology annotation, molecular function: electron transfer activity; 2 iron, 2 sulfur cluster binding. Gene Ontology annotation, biological process: P450-containing electron transport chain. Lineage: Eukaryota; Metazoa; Arthropoda; Insecta; Lepidoptera; Crambidae. Gene Ontology annotation, cellular component: mitochondrion. The record is from RefSeq and is a predicted model, not a curated record.
AUUGACAACCAGAGGUUCGGUAUUUUGUUGCUCGUAAUUUCCUAACCAAACAAUUGGUUUUUCAUGUUAUUUCAUGGACAAAUACAUAUAGUUACACAAUGUUUCCCUCCGCCUUGCGAUGUGUUUCCACUUUACACAAUUUGAGGCGUAUCAAAUCGUUAAUUCCAACAAAAAUACGGACUAUCCACACAACUGCAGGCUUACGGCAUGGAGAAUACGAGUGGCAGGAUCCCAAGUCAGAAGAUGAGGUUGUAAAUAUUAUAUACGUGGAUAAAGAAGGGAACAAAACUAAAGUAAGAGGCAAAGUUGGAGACAAUGUCUUGUAUUUGGCUCAUAGAUAUGGAGUUACUAUGGAAGGAGCAUGUGAAGCUUCAUUAGCAUGUACAACGUGCCAUGUAUAUGUGGAUUAUAAUUAUUUUGACAAGUUACCUCCGUCAGAAGAAAAGGAAGACGAUUUGUUGGACAUGGCACCUUUUUUGAAAGAAAACUCUAGAUUAGGUUGCCAAAUAGUGCUAACCAAAGAACUCGAAGGGAUGGAGCUAAGACUACCCAAGGCUACUAGGAAUUUCUAUGUUGACGGACACACACCUACACCACAUUAAUAGUGUUAAGAGUUAAUUAGAUAACAGGAGGUAGCGAUUUCUCACUUCGUUGUAACUUCAAGCAAAAAUAUACUUUGGUAUAUUGCACUAGAUGUGACUUUGUAAAUUCUUCAUUGAAGCAGCCACCCUAGACACGUUGCACUUUUUGAUAGAAUCGAAAAGCAGAUCUGUCAAAACACCAUACAAAGAAAAGCCUUUCGAUCAUUUUUCGACUGGUUUGCGAUUAUAAUGUGCACUUUAUCCAGACCCACAGGUCACUUUGAAGUCUAGCUAUCUUAUUUUCAUCACAAAUAAAAAAUCUUUUAUCCAGUGAAUAAGUAAAAUAAAUUUUAUUUUAUAAAUCUUAUCAAAAUUUUGAGUAGUGCUUAGAUAUAAAUUAUUACUGAAGAGAAUAUAAAUAGAUUAAGGUAAAUCAAAGAAGUUAAAGCAGUUGUAAAUAUUGUAUAUUAAUUGAUAUUGUUAAUACAAUAGGUGCUGUAGAGUUGUAUAGAUUGAUUACAAUAAAUGGCAGUUUUUCUGUAAGAAGAAAAUAAUAAUUGUUUUCUUUGAUUUUUCUAUAUUUCAUCCGGAUUUCUUAUAAAUGUAGUUUUUAUGGUAUCCCUAGCAUGAGAAUCUAAGUGUUUCGUCAUUGAUUGCUUAUAGACAGUCUUAUAGGUACAUUUAUCACAGUAUAUAAAAUUAUCCUCCUUAUUAUGUAUUAAUUUAUGUGUAUAUAAUGCUGACAGAGAUGCCGUAGAAUAUCUGCAGGACUCCUGUUCGCAUUUGUACGGUUUAUUAGAUUUUUCAUGAAUCCGUUUAUGUAUUUUGAAGUUGGACGCGUUGUUUGUAGCAUAACUACACAAUUCACAUUUAUGCAUUUUGAUUUCUGAAUGAUUCUUUUGGUGUUGAUUGUAAUGAGAAAGUUUAUGAGUUUUGUAACCA